UUGACAGCUUCUUCUUGCCCAAUGGAAAUGAGUCUUCGAUGUGAUUGGGCAGAACUAACUUCUGACGUUGUCCUGAAUAGCCACCAAUUAUACAUAGGACUUUAGCCUAUCACCUUAUUUGCAUAAGAGGCUAUAUAUGAAAAGAACACUUUGGAACUUUAUCAUACUGUUUCUUACUCUUCACGGCGUUUGAGCUACUCUAAGUCAUGCCUGAACCCGCCAAAUCCGCUCCGGCGCCCAAGAAAGGCUCCAAGAAGGCGGUGACCAAGGCGCAGAAGAAGGACGGCAAGAAGCGCAAGCGUAGCCGCAAGGAGAGCUACUCCAUCUACGUAUAUAAAGUGCUCAAGCAGGUCCACCCCGACACCGGCAUCUCGUCCAAGGCCAUGGGCAUCAUGAACUCGUUCGUCAACGACAUCUUCGAACGCAUCGCGGGCGAGGCGUCGCGCCUGGCUCAUUACAACAAACGCUCGACCAUCACCUCCAGGGAGAUCCAGACGGCCGUGCGCCUGCUGCUGCCCGGGGAGCUGGCCAAGCACGCCGUGUCCGAGGGUACAAAGGCCGUCACCAAGUACACCAGCGCUAAGUAAACUUGAGUUGGCAGCAAACGCAACCAUAAAGGCUCUUUUAAGAGCCACCUCUAUUCUCAAGGAGAGAGCUGGUGCUUGUUUGCCUUCUCUGCUGGUCUUUUGUAACUCGUUGAGUAUUUAGUAUGCGUGAUAGG
Molecule: messenger RNA, 721 nt
Organism: Manis pentadactyla (Chinese pangolin)
Lineage: Eukaryota; Metazoa; Chordata; Mammalia; Pholidota; Manidae
Product: histone H2B type 1-J
Exons: 1
Coding region: 207-587 (126 amino acids)
Cellular component (GO): nucleosome
Molecular function (GO): protein heterodimerization activity; DNA binding; structural constituent of chromatin
Source: RefSeq, a predicted model, not a curated record